AUGCCAACUGCACCACCACCAGGGUUCGAAAAGAUCAAACCUGCUCUCGACGAGUUCGAAUCUCAAUUACGACAAAUUCACCAUGCAAAGACAUCCAGGAUAGCUGCAAAGAAAGACGAAAAUCCAUGGGAAAUCCUAAGAAUCAGUAACGAACGGUCUCGAUACAUUUUUAACCUUUUCUACAAACGUAAAGCCAUUUCAAGAGAUCUGUACGAGUGGUUACUGAAAAAUCGAUUAGCCGAUAGGCAACUGAUCGCCAAAUGGAAGAAGAAAGGCUACGAGAAACUUUGUUGCCUCAAGUGCAUCCAACGCAAGGAAACUAACCAUGGAAACGUUUGUAUUUGCAGAAUUCCCAGAGCCCAACUGCUUGAAAAGGACAGAAACACGUUCCACCAAUGCAACAACUGUGGAUGUCACGGUUGCUCAAGCACCGACUGA
Zygosaccharomyces rouxii is the source of this 438-nucleotide messenger RNA. RefSeq names its product U2 snRNP complex subunit BUD31 (gene BUD31). The coding region runs from base 1 to 438 and encodes 145 amino acids. Gene Ontology annotation, biological process: mRNA splicing, via spliceosome. Gene Ontology annotation, cellular component: nucleus; spliceosomal complex. Lineage: Eukaryota; Fungi; Ascomycota; Saccharomycetes; Saccharomycetales; Saccharomycetaceae. The record is from RefSeq and is a predicted model, not a curated record. The transcript has a single exon.